Erythranthe guttata (spotted monkey flower) is the source of this 2669-nucleotide messenger RNA. Lineage: Eukaryota; Viridiplantae; Streptophyta; Magnoliopsida; Lamiales; Phrymaceae. The record is from RefSeq and is a predicted model, not a curated record.
AUUAUGCAAUUAGCAAAAUUGUAUUUCAAAUUCAAUUUUCGAGUUUCAACAAAUAGGUUUUUAUAUAAUACGAUAAAAAAAAAUUAUUUUAAUCGAAUAAUUAGUUUUUCAUUUUAUUUGUAAUUAACAACAGAAAUAAUAAUAUGUAUAUACUUUAUAAUUUCCUGAAAAACCAAAAAGAUAAUAAACAUAAUUCCAUUGUGCAGAUCCAAUUAAAUAUGAAUUUUUAUUUUUAGUUUUGAAUGAAAUAAAUAAAUAUAAAUAUCAUGAAAAAGAAAGCAAUAUCCUCUCCCAUAUCACUUCUUGUUCGGCGGAGCACCGUCGUUUCUGCUGUCGUCGUGUCUUCUCUUUUACACCACCACCAUUUUACUACGUACAAAAGAAAGCCCACAUAGGGGGCGCUCUCCGACUCUAGAAUUUUAGAGUAAUCCCAUGGCGGUCCGAGGCCUUCUCAUGCCUUUCCCCAAUACGUCGCCGUCGCAUCCGGCGGUGGUGAUGAUCCCCGCAGUCAUUUCGUGGUUCGGAAAAGUCUCCGGCCCCAGGCGGGCCCGCUUCUACUGCAGACACCACACCGCAGAAAUCGACAUGCCUGUGUCCAUGUCCGAGUACAGACGAGACAAAUUUGCCCAGAGAAUGGGGGCGGCUGGCCUUAAACAUCAUCACCGAAUUGCAAUAGCUGUUUCGGGUGGUCCUGAUAGUAUGGCGCUGUGUGUAUUGACUGCUGAUUGGAAAUCUGAUAACCUUGUUGAUUCUGCUACUGCUGUUACCACCAAAGGAAGAGGCAACCCAGUCGAUGGCCUUUUAGCCAUUGUUGUUGAUCAUGGAUUGCGUCCAGAAAGUGCAGAGGAAGCAGACCUUGUCCGCAAUCGAGUUUCAGAUAUGGGAAUAAAAUGUGAAGUUGCCCGUUGCGAUUGGUUGGACGGUAGACCCGGACCUGGUCACUUGCAAGAAGCAGCUCGCAAUAAGAGGUAUGAAACUCUACAAACCAUAUGUAUGCAUCAGCAGAUUAGCAUACUGUUGGUCGCACACCAUGCAGAUGACCAGGCGGAGCUGUUCAUUCUCAGAUUAUCUAGAAAUAGUGGUGUUCUUGGUCUUGCUGGCAUGUCAUUUGCUUCACAAAUGUUUUCGCAAUUCCCUGAUUUUUGUGGACAAGAAUCAAAACCUCGAGGCAUUUUAAUAGUGAGACCACUUCUAGACUUCUCAAAAGAAGAUAUGUAUGAUAUAUGUCGAAGUGGUAAUCAACAAUGGGUUGAAGAUCCGACAAAUAGGAGUCCCGUGUAUGCUCGCAAUAGGAUCAGAAUGUCAUUAAGUAACUUGUCAUCAUCUAUAUUCAAGAUUGAGUUGCAAGCAACUAUAUCGGCAUGUCGAAGAACCCGAUUGCUUGUUGACAAAUUCUGUAAUCUGUUGCUGAAGCAGGCUGUGACCAUCAUGCAUCAUGGCUAUGCAGUGAUUGAUCUAGAAACUCUCCGUUCAAUGGAAGUCAAGGAUAUUUACCUCGCAAAGUUUGUUACUUCAGUAGUGCAGUUCAUCUCACAAAGACACAGACCAGUUAGAGGGAAGGCGGUGAAAUUGCUACAAAGCUACAUUCGUACUUUCCCAUCCAAGACUAGUCUGACUGUAGGUGGCUGUUAUCUAUGUCCAGCUCCUGGAUCCAAAGGAACUAAGGUCCUUGUAUGCUGCUCUAUCAAUUUGUCUUUCCCUGUGACUAUGAAGUUGUUUCAUCCGUUUUCUUGCUUUCCGACAAGCGAUUUAGAGCAGAUUGUAAAAGAAAGUGAAGCGUAUUUGGAUAGAUUUACGCCUGAUGCUUAUUCCAGUGCUCCAUUUUCAGACAUGGCAUCAUCCUCUGAGUCUGUGCUAAUCGAAGCCAAACAGCUGGGCAUUCUUAGUCAUUCCACGUAUGAGAGUAUUGUUUCCUUGCAGCAGGAAGAAAGUGAUAAUUUUAAGUCAAAAGCUGAAGCUGUCUCUAAGUUUGCGUCGAAAGAUGAAAUACAAUCUUCAAAUGAUGCAGCAACAGAUUUGAACAAUUUUAUUAUGCCUGGCCAAGUAGGUUACUUCAUGGAUAGAUUUGUAGUAGAUUGGAAGAUGUAUGAUGGAGAAGGAGAUUGUUUUUGCAGCAGUGGUGAUGAGAGGGGGGCAGAGGUGCGCCACAUGGUGGAUGCUGAUUGGUUGUAUCUUUCGGAAUUGUCGAAGAAGAAGAACAAGGCAAAUGUGGGACCACCAGAAGAAAAUAAUCAUGAGACAAUAAAGGAUGAUAAAUGCAGCAGCAGCCAUUAUAGUAUAUUGUCGGCAAGUAGAGCUAUUGAAUGCAUAAAGUCUAUUCCAGUUGCUGCCAGAAGAAGUAUGCCUGUCCUGGUUAACGCUCAAGGACUUGUAUUGAGCAUUCCGAGCAUCGGUUUUGCACAAUGCCCUCAUUUGAUGAAGGUGUCUGUUGUGUUCAGUCCUAGGAUACCUCUAGGUGGAGGUCAUACCUCAUUUUUGUAGUUUCGAACAAAUGUGGAAGAGAUGGAAACACAAGGGUACGUGCGGUUGAGAUUUUAGAGUUAGUAGAGAUUUUUACAUUUAUGCUGUACUGUACUAUCAGAUAGUAUAUGAAAUGGAUAGUACUUAUUUGAUGGAGAAAAAACAAUUAAUGCAGAUUUAUCAACAUAUUUGAGGUAGUUGUUCAUUUA